UCAAAUCAAGUUCUCCUCUAAUUUGUAAACAAAUCGCACGUGCAAGUGAACAACAACAAAAGAGUUUCAAUCCGGUGUUUCUCGCCUUAUUUCCCGUACACAAAAAUGGGAGUUCGUGGACUAACUACAUUUAUCGCAGCAAAUGCGUCCGUUUAUCUGAAACCGUACGAACUGCACGACACCAAGCUCGUCAUCGACGGUGACAAUCUGUGCCUGCAGCUGUUCCGAAAAUCGCUCCACAACUCGGUCGCGUUCGGCGGAAACUACGACGUGUACUAUCGGAUUGUGGUGGACUUUUUCGACAAGCUUAAGCUCGCCAACGUUACACCGUACGUGCUGCUGGACGGUGGGUACGAGAAGCGCAAGAUGUCCACCGUCCGGUAUCGGUUGCUGCAGAAGGUCGAAAGUAUGAAAGGGUUCAACAUGGUGGCAGUCGCCGGUACGCCACCGCCGAUGUUGCGCGAGGUGUUUGUCGAUGCGUUGCGAGCGGCGGGCGUUUCCUUGAUGCGCUGUCCGUUCGAGGCGGACGAUGAGGUGGCCAUUCUAGCGCGUAAACUCAACUGUCCGUUGUUGAGCUACGAUUCGGAUUUCUACAUACACGACGUCCAGUAUAUACCGUACGUGACGCUAUCGAACAAGGUGUUCCACAAGGUGUCGGACAAGGAAGGGGACAACUUUAAGAUCGGGGUCGUGCAACGGAAGCAACCGAAAAAGGCACAGCAUCGAACGGACGGUGUACGGUAUGUGGCACAGUACGGCGAUGAGUCGGUGCUGGAGGGUGAGGGAGCGGAAUCCUAUUGCUAUCUCGACUGUUGCCUGUACACGAUCGACAAUCUGAUCGAACCGCACGAACGGUUGGGCAAGGAGAUGGUACCGCUGUUUGCGGCACUGCUCGGGAACGAUUACAUCGGGCGCAGCGUGCUGAAACCGUUCUACGAGGCGAUGCGGAUGGGCGGUAAGAAGAGCAAAUUUUUUCGACACGACCGUCGGAUAAGGUUGUUUCUCAAGUGGCUACAGAAACAUACGCUGGAAUCGGCUACGCGUGCCAUUAUGCGCUGCAUAAAGCAAGGAAACAAGAAGCGAGUCUAUCGGCAGAUACUGACCGCGAUGCGAGGAUAUAAUUGUGAGGAAUGCACCGCUUUACAUUACUUUGGUUUGCAGGAAGCUGAACAGGCUGAACCACUGAAAGAUGAAGAAAUAGAGAAGGAACUGGAGGCUCGUGUAGGAGAGGUGGACGAGCAGGCGGAACCCACGAUAGAGGAUUUCGAUGUAGAAAGUUUUCUUACUAAUGAAGGCCAGUACAAUCAGGAGCAGGAACAGGAUCAAGAUAAGGACGUGAUAUCGGAGAGUGACGAUGAGGAGCUCGACAACGAGGAGAGAAUCCAGGGCGAGGAGGAAAAUGCCGUUGCUUCCGCACAGGAAGAGUCCGAUGCGGAGGAGAAAUUGCAGGACGAUCCCGACAAGCCGACUGAAGAGAACGAACCGCACGAACGUAACACAUUCACCGACCGUAAUUGGCCCGACUGGUUUAAAGAGCUGUACCGGGCCGGGAAAAGUCCACGCUUUUUGGCGGACUUAUUGCACUCGAACUACUUCAUAAACUAUCCGCAAAUUGAAGACCUCCGGCGGCCGGACAGUAACGCACCAGCCUAUCCUAUUUUGCGAACCAUUUUUGCAAUUCUUAAAACCGCGUUCAACGUAAAAACCACGCAGUUUAAAUACUUUACCCGAAGAAAGGGAAGGACCGGUAUGCGGAGUAUUAUGUUCUAUGACGUCUGCCUACCGCAAGGAACUAGCUACGACCCGCACAAGCUGCCGAACGUGUCCAUUCUGCCAAAGCUCUUCCAACAGUCCGGUAUCGAAAAUUGGCAGGAAUUGUUUCGAGCGAUCAAAAGCGUCCCGAGCAAUCUGCGGUUAUACUUUCUGGCGAUAAUUUAUUGGGCGAAAAACUGUCCAUUGGUGAAUGCGGCGCACGUGCACGCAUUGAUCAUCUGCAUUCUGCAACUGCAGGUGAUUGACAAGCCGUUAAAGAGCUUGUACCGCGAUGUGGACCAAUUCCGGCACCAGAAUCGAACGUAUCUGGAACAGCAACGGAAGGCGGGCAAAACGAACAGUGCUGGCAGCUCGGCAAAGAAGGACACAGGCCCAUCGUCUAGCACCGAAUUUAAUCGCACGUUUUACAACAAGCUCACCACUGGAACACCGCGCGCAGAACUGAUGCUAGCGUACGAUGAGUUAAUUCAACAUUUCUCUGUCACUGAAAAUAUGCACAGCAACCGUAAGCCAGCGAUCAUGCCCGAUACGAUGCACACGCUGGCCAACUUCCAGGCCGUUUGCUUCAAUCUGUACGCUUUAGUUCCACUGCUGGGCUACCCGUUCGAUAAUCUGCACAUGCAUGAGCUGUACAACAAUUUGUACGUGUACAACGUGUACGAGUGGAUAAAAGCACGAAGUGAUCUGUAUGAAUUCGAACGAUCAUCUAUGUUCCAGCGCUCGCCAACACUGCUCGCGGCGUUGCGCGUUAUGGUGGAAUUUGUCCAAACGUACGUUCCCGCGCUGAAAGAUAGAAAACGGGCGAAAAAGGCAGCAUCAUCGAAGGCGAACAACUCGGAUAAGGUGUCCGCCGAAGCGAAACGAAUACUCGAGCAACAGGUAACGCCGGCCAACGAUUGGGAAACGAAGAACGAUACGGAGGAGAGUGAUGAUGAGGCGUUCGUUGAUGAGAAUAAUGCGUUUAGUCAACUGUUGUUAGCACGAUGAUGGUAGAAAAUGAAUAUUGUAAUGGAAAUGUGUUUUUAAAAUAUAAAGAAAAUAACAAUCGUCUCGAUGGUUUAA
This is a messenger RNA of Anopheles stephensi (Asian malaria mosquito), 2835 nucleotides long. It is a transcript of the gene ast, whose product is annotated as protein asteroid. NCBI's taxonomy places the organism in Eukaryota, Metazoa, Arthropoda, Insecta, Diptera, Culicidae. The coding region runs from base 106 to 2760 and encodes 884 amino acids. Gene Ontology annotation, molecular function: nuclease activity. The record is from RefSeq and is a predicted model, not a curated record. The transcript has a single exon.